Molecule: messenger RNA, 1345 nt
Organism: Chionomys nivalis (European snow vole)
Lineage: Eukaryota; Metazoa; Chordata; Mammalia; Rodentia; Cricetidae
Gene: Exosc3
Product: exosome component 3
Exons: 4
Coding region: 185-1210 (341 amino acids)
Biological process (GO): CUT catabolic process; poly(A)-dependent snoRNA 3'-end processing; nuclear polyadenylation-dependent rRNA catabolic process
Cellular component (GO): nuclear exosome (RNase complex); cytoplasmic exosome (RNase complex)
Molecular function (GO): RNA binding
Source: RefSeq, a predicted model, not a curated record
UUUGUUUUGUUUUGUUUUUCGAGACAGGGUUUCUUCCUAGCUUCGGAGCCUGUACUGGAACCAGGUCUUGUAGCCCAGGGCUGGCCUCUAACUCACAGAGAUCCGCUUGCCUCUGCCUCUCAAGUGUUAGGAUGUAUGCACCACUACCGCCUGGCCAGCGGCGGGUUUCUUUCACCCACCCUCGAUGGACCACAGGAUGGGUGAGCCGCUAGUACAGUCACGGCUGUUUGGGGACGGGAGAAGUACCUACGACCUGUACGGACUAGUUGGGAGGAUAACGUCUAAUUCGAAAAGCCCACAACCACCGGAAAGGGAUAACCCUGGUGGGUGGGCUAGUUUAUGCGGAAGCGGAAGUAGAAUACCGGAAGCUGCGACGACUCCCGCAAUGGCCGAAGUACUGUCGGUUACGGCGGAUUCCGUGGCUCGCUGCCAGGCGCGGGCAGCACACAAAGUGCUGAAUCAGGUGGUCCUCCCCGGGGAGGAGCUGGUGCUGCCGGAGCACGACGACGUAGACGGCCUCGGCGGCGCCGGGGAGCAGCAGUUACGUCUCAAUGCGGGGACGCGCCCGCGGAUGCGCGUCAUUUGUGGCCCGGGUUUGCGACGCUGCGGGGACCGCCUGCUGGUCACCAAGUGUGGCCGCCUGCGUCACAAGGAGCCCGGAGGAGGCAGCGGUGGAGUUUACUGGGUGGACUCUCAACAGAAGCGGUAUGUACCGGUGAAAGGAGACCAUGUGAUUGGCAUAGUGAUCGCUAAAUCUGGAGAUAUAUUCAAAGUUGAUGUUGGAGGGAGUGAGCCAGCCUCUCUGUCUUACUUGGCAUUUGAAGGAGCAACUAAAAGAAACAGACCAAAUGUUCAGGUUGGAGAUCUCAUCUAUGGCCAGUGUGUGGUUGCUAAUAAAGACAUGGAACCAGAGAUGGUCUGUAUUGACAGCUGUGGACGGGCCAAUGGAAUGGGUGUGAUUGGGCAGGAUGGUCUGCUCUUCAAAGUGACUUUGGGCUUAAUUAGAAAGUUAUUAGCUCCAGACUGUGAAAUCGUGCAAGAGCUGGGAAAACUCUAUCCACUGGAGAUUGUGUUUGGAAUGAAUGGAAGGAUAUGGGUCAAGGCAAAAACCAUUCAGCAGACUUUAAUUUUGGCGAAUGUCUUAGAAGCUUGUGAACACAUGACAACAGAUCAAAGGAGACAAAUCUUUGCCAGAUUGGCAGAGAGUUGACAGAGCACCUUUAAUGGCUCAUUUUAGUCAAGACUGUUUCCUGGGGAAAUCUUUUUUUCAGAUGAAUUGCUUCCUGUCAGAUCUUUAGAAGAUGCAUAUUGUCUUACUAGAGUCCAAUAAAAUAUUUUUCUAAGA